Messenger RNA from Alnus glutinosa, 1203 nucleotides. RefSeq lists its product as uncharacterized. The transcript is spliced from 5 exons. NCBI's taxonomy places the organism in Eukaryota, Viridiplantae, Streptophyta, Magnoliopsida, Fagales, Betulaceae. Bases 168 to 1010 code for a protein of 280 amino acids. The record is from RefSeq and is a predicted model, not a curated record.
AUAUCCGCAGAUUCACGCGAGAUUCACGGACGCCACCAGACCCAUAAGUUACAGAAACACAGUCCUUCACGGCGAGAAAUUCUUCCAAACUCUCGUGCCAUCUACAAAAUCCACCUACCCCGAGAAAAAGCUCAACCAAACCCAAAGGAAAAGGCAAACCAUCACCCAUGGAUUCUCUCUCCUCAGUCUCGCCCUCCAUAGUUCUCCCCCCCAGCAGGGACCCCCUCCGCCUACGCCGGCGGCGGAGACUCGCCGUGUCUUCUCUGGGCAAUCUUAACACCCAUCGUGUUCCUCGUCUCUCUUCAUCUCUCUUCGGUGUCCGAUACUCUCUGGACCCUUGCAGAAGGAAAGUUCUUGAAGUUUCUUGUAAUUCGAGAGCUUCUGAAGAAGAAGAUGACGGAAGAGAGGAGGUGGAGAGGGCGCUUCACCUGGACGGGACCAUUCCCGGCACUUCGGAUGAAUUCGUGAAGCGGGUGUCGUCGCGUGCCUACGACAUGCGUAGACACCUCCACCAGACCUUCGAUAGCAGCAGCUAUGACGUACUGGAGGCCAACCCAUGGAGAGAAACAUCGAAGCCUGUCUAUGUACUCACCCACAGGGAAAACCAAUUGUGCACAAUGAAAACUCGAAGAAAUCGCAGUGAAGUCGAAAGGGAGCUUGGGUUACUGUUUUCUAAGGGGGGAAAGUGGAGGUCUGGAAUUGGAAAUCAAACUAAACAGUCAAGAACUGGGACAAAGUUUCAGAUGCUUGUGGAGGAUAUUAGGGAGGGAGUGCUAGUAUUUGAAGAUGAAAAUGAAGCUGCAAAGUAUUGCGACUUGCUGCAAGGCGGAGGUAAAGGUUGUGAAGGCGUUGCAGAGAUAGAAGCCUCAUCGGUAUUUGAUCUUUGCCAGAAAAUGAGGGCUCUGGCAGUUCUGUUCCGUCGAGGAACGACACCUCCUCUACCUCAAAGCCUUGAGCUCAACCUGAGGGCCCGGAAGCGCUCUCUUGAAGAUACUGAGGAUUUGGUAUGAAGCUCAUGUAGUUGGAAGAAUAUGUACAAGAAAUUGUGCUACCCAUGCUGAAGAUUGGAACUAAAUAUUGUAAGCUAAAGUUUUUUUAGCUGGAUCCAUAGUAUGUAUUCAAUUGUAAGUAAAUUAUACAACUCAAAUGCUCAAGGGGAAAAAAAGAAAAAGAAAAAGAAUUAUACAACCCACAUAAAAUUUG